ACAGGGUCUAGGAGACUAACAGGAAUCUGCCUGGACUAUAACAAAUUAUUUCCCUCUAAAUUAGGGAAACAGGGGGGAAAAUAAGACCAUUUUAUUUUCUUGAAAAUUGUCGUUUAAUUGGCUCACGUAGGACAGCAGCAAAGAUGAGGAAUUGUCAGUUCCUAUUAUGUAUCUCUCUUCUUCUCUGUGGGAUAGUGACAGAAAGCUUUAGCUUUGCCUUAUUGCCUAAAGAUAAAAGGGGAUGGACUUUAAACAGUGCUGGAUACUUACUUGGACCACAUGCUCAUCGGACUCUGACUGAUAAAGUUAAUAUGGCUGGGAAAAGGGAGGCAGUGGAAGACAUAUUUAAGUCUGGAAGAGAUACGUAUGGAAUCCAGCUGCAUUCAUUGGAUGACGACACAGUCACAACCAUCCUUGAAUUCUUGUCAUAUCUGCGCCUCAAAGAACUGGGAGCUCUGGACCACUUGGCAAUGCUGAUUACUGAAGAUUCUUCACAAUCCUAGUCACCACUCCCUAUAUAUUCCAGCUUUAACAAAGCUGUGAUCUCAGAUCUACUGCCCAGUAUUCAAAUUAUACAAAAGAAAUUACAUUAAAAGAAUUCAAAGAACAUU
Messenger RNA from Xenopus laevis (African clawed frog), 611 nucleotides. RefSeq names its product galanin prepropeptide, gene 2 L homeolog (gene gal.2.L). Gene Ontology annotation, cellular component: extracellular region; secretory granule. Gene Ontology annotation, molecular function: neuropeptide hormone activity; hormone activity; galanin receptor binding. Gene Ontology annotation, biological process: neuropeptide signaling pathway. Lineage: Eukaryota; Metazoa; Chordata; Amphibia; Anura; Pipidae. The record is from RefSeq and is marked provisional.